Messenger RNA from Xiphophorus maculatus (southern platyfish), 6054 nucleotides. RefSeq names its product interphotoreceptor matrix proteoglycan 2 (gene impg2a). The coding region runs from base 1 to 3423 and encodes 1140 amino acids. Gene Ontology annotation, biological process: visual perception. Gene Ontology annotation, molecular function: hyaluronic acid binding; heparin binding. The record is from RefSeq and is a predicted model, not a curated record. The transcript is spliced from 22 exons. NCBI's taxonomy places the organism in Eukaryota, Metazoa, Chordata, Actinopteri, Cyprinodontiformes, Poeciliidae.
AUGAGCAGCGCUUCCUGGAGAAGUGUUUUCUUUUGUGCUCUCAUUAGCCUCACAGUCAUAAUUUUGAGCAGGCUCUCAGAUGCCACACUGGAAGGCUCCUCUAUGGGAUACCUGGGUAAGCCUUUUUCUCAGGAACCAGCGGGGUUUCCUCAAAUCAUCCGGGUGUCUGAUGUGAAGGCGUCUCAUGACGGCCAUGCUGUCACCUCUCGAAGGAAAAGGAAUAUCUUUUAUCAGGGCGGACUCAGACUGUGUGGACAAGAGACUGCUGAGGAGGUUGUUGCAAACCAUUUAGGCUAUUUUCACCUCAGAGUGUGCCAGGAAACCGUGUGGGAGGCUUUCAAGAUCUUCUGGGAUCGAUUGCCUGAGCAAGACGAGUACCAAAGCUGGAUGAACCAGUGCCAGGAAGGCACAGUCACUGUGCAGGAUAUUGGCAGCUAUUUUACCCAGUCAGAGGAGCAUCAGGCUCUGGUCAAACAGAGAAUGUCGCAUUCAGUUUUGAAAAGUGAGCCCACCCGGUCCUGGAAGCAUAUGUGCAGCACACCAACACCAGCGAGUUCAGAAACAGUUGAAGCCCCUGAGUUAGAGGAAAUAGAUAAAAGAAAGGACAUCGCAGACGUCAUUUCACCAGAGGUGGAAGAGAGUCCACUGUUCAAUGAAAUCACCAUUCAGCCCACGGCUGCCCCCGUUCUGGAGCAGGUAGUGGAGCUGAGCAUCCUCCUGACUGGAGAGGUCUUCAGCAACGAGCUCAGAGAUCCAGCCAGCCUCAAGUUCCAGACGCUCAGCAGAGAUCUUGCGGAAAAGAUAGAAGAUGCUCUAGAGGGGCUUCCCGGCUUUAAGAGUGUGUCUGUAAUCGACUUCAGACCACAGAAGGACACUCAGUGGUUGGAUGGCAUUGUGGUGGAUUAUGCAGUCACAGUAGCGGUGGACGGAGCCGGAGUGAGCCCUGAACAACUGAACUACCUGACCCUGCAGUCCAACCUGGUGGAGAACUCGUAUCGAGAGAUCGAGGAUCCCCCCACAGUGGUCUACACCAUCAGCGAGAUUAAAAACAUCUUCACCGAACCUCGUCACAUCGACGAGCUGGAGAGUGUGUCUGAGAUUCCUGAGCCUGUCAGCGCUGCACACGAAGUGACGGGCAUUGACCUAUCAGAAGUCUUGACCCUGGAUCAUCCUACUGGCGGUGGAUCACCACCACCAGUAGGACUCAACACCCUGGCACCAGAAGAGAACAUCGUUAUUCUGGAGGAGAGUGAACUAGCGUCACCUGAGGCGGCACUCGCCACCAAUCCACCUGAAGCUGGUAGCAUUAAGGAGGAAGAUCUGUUGUCAGAGGAUGUUGUGUCAGCUCCGUCUCCAAUGACCUUCCCACCUAAAGAGCUCCUACCUGAGCCUCCCUCCCAGGAGACGCCAAAGAGCUCCACAUUGCCUGAGCCGCCAAUAGAAAUGGAGGCUUCUGGGUCAGGCCGAGAUAACCUGGACAGUUUAAUUGAGCCAUCCAUUGAAGAAGACCAAAUAUCUCUUGUAGAGACUGAAGAUGUUAAAUCAGAACCUGAACAAGAAAAAGUUGAUCGUGCUUCAGUUGGAGAGGAAUCACUUGCUACAACCUUUGAAGAGGGGCACCAAGAUGAGGUUGAGAUUACAGAAAAGUCUGAGGUCUCUACAGUUUUAACUAAGACCAUAAUAGAACAAGGCCAGCCAGCUAUUUUACCCCCAGCAGAGACUCUGAAUAUACCAACUGAAGUGUCAGAGCCUGAUGCAGCCAAAGCCACGCUGCACUCUGAUGUUGAUGAACCUGUGGUUCAGGCACCAGAGGACUCUAGCAAAUUUGACAAAGUCCCUGACGAGAAUGUAGGGAUCAAUGUGAUUUUUACCUAUCCUGAGGAACCUGCAUUUGAUGAAAAAGGCUUUGACGAGACAAUUGAGAGUGAUGGAAGUGAAGUGAAAGAGGGAUCUUUGUCUGAAGCCAAGGAUAUAGAGGAAGAGGCACCUCUGACACCAGAGAUCUUAGCAGGAGAUCUUGUGGAGGAUGAGAUUUUGCUCGUCAACAGAGACCAUUCGAAGUUACCCGGGACAGACUUCCCACGCCAUCCACUGCCAACUGCCCUGUCUCCAGAGAAGGAGUCCCCUUUUACCAUCAUCUCAUCCAUUGUCCCAGAUUUUGAUGCCCUACCUGACAAAGCCAUAACUUCAAUGGUAAAGACCACUCAGGAGGACCUGGAUGCUGCCCCUGAAGAUCACGGAUAUGAUCUGAUUCCUUAUGAUUAUGGCUCGUCAAACCAGACAGAGGAAGGCAGCACUGGAUCCCCAUUCAGUGUGGCCCAAGGCACAGACCAAGUCAGCAUUGCCAUGCCUAUAAACCCGAGGCGAGCUCUGAUAGUCUUCUUCAGCCUGAGAGUGACCAACAUGGUAUUUUCUGAAGACCUCUUUAACAAGAGCUCCCCAGAGUACAAGGCUUUGGAACAGCGCUUCCUAGAACUGCUUGUGCCCUAUCUUCAGUCCAACCUGAGCCACUUUGAGAAUCUGGAGAUCUUGAACUUCAGGAAUGGGAGCAUCGUGGUCAACAGUCGGAUGAAGUUUGGGAAGCCUGUGGCCCGGGGCGUCACCACCACUGUGUAUCUAAUUCUAGAGGACUUCUGUAACACUGCGUACCAGACCAUGAAUCUAGCCAUUGAUAAAUACUCUCUGGAUGUGGAGUCGGGUGACCAAGCCGAUCCCUGCAAGUUCCAGGCGUGCAACGAGUACGCAGAAUGUAAAGUGAACAAGUGGUCAGGGGAAGCGGAGUGUGUCUGUAAUGCGGGCUACUUCAGUGUUGACGGCCUUCCGUGUCAAAGCAUCUGUGAGCUGCAGACAGACUUUUGCCUCAAUGACGGCAAGUGUGACAUCAUCCCUGGCCAGGGAGCCAUCUGCAGGUGUCGUGUUGGAGAGAACUGGUGGUACAGAGGUGAACACUGUGAGGAGUAUGUGUCUGAGCCUCUGGUGGUUGGCAUAGCCAUAGCCUCUGUUGCUGGUUUCCUGUUUGUGGCGUCCGGAGUGUUGUUCUUCCUGGCCAGGACACUUCGGGAUCAGUACGACAAGGAAGAGUCAGAGGAUCCCGUACGGCGGGUGGAAAGUCUUCCAUCAUUGGAAAGGGCAACCAAAUACAACCCUAUGUAUGAAAGUGAAGCCACAACAGGCUACAGCCACUAUUACCGUCGUUAUCCCGAAGCGCCUAUGUACAGCAGUGCCAGCGCCGAGGCAUCCACCGACUUUAGCAGCGAGGAGAUACGGCACAUCUAUGAAAACAGUGAGCUGACCAAAGAGGAAAUCCAAGACAGGAUACGCAUCAUUGAACUCUACGCUAAGGACCGGCAGUUUGCAGACUUUGUGCGGCAACAUCAAACAGUUCUGGAUACCCAGAGAGAAAGCCCUUCUAUGCACACAUAGAACUGUAAUGAACAAGAUACUAAACAUGCUUCCUGAUCAAAAAUGAAGCUUCCUGUCAAGAUGUUUCUAUGAUCGCCAUGUUCCUCGUAGUACGGACUGUGUUUAGAUUAUUUUCAACACUUUUGUAACAGAAACAGUAAGUCUACAUCUAUUGCUCUUUGCAUAGGUGGGUGUUGACCAUUCAUUCAUAAACCUCUGUGCCUUCUGACUGGGUGAGUCUCCUGUGAUGCUGCGGCCCGUUUCUGCUCAUGUUUUUGCUGCUUAACUACCAAACCUUUGGGAAAACCGGGCCGCAUCCUGUUAUUUGAACAGAAAUGCAAUGACCAAACCAACAAGUAACUAUUGUUUUGUGGGAUAACUGUUUAUUUGCAUUAUCUUCUAUCUGCCUUCUCUUAAAGGGGAAGAACAUAUAUUGUGAUAUGUUUGUUUAGUUAAACUGACAUUUGUCCAUCUGAGAUAUGUCGUUUUUUGAUCUUUGUCAUGUUCAGAUUUAUUUCUUAGCUCUAUCGAAGAGCUAUCAAAACUUAGGUAACUUUUAGUUGUUGGUGCUAUUCUAAUUUUAAAAACUCCUUGAGAUGUACAAUGUCGUCGUUGAGUCAUUUACAGUUUGAAGCCAGCACCAAUGGAUGGACUCUUUUGUAGAGCACAAGUAUAAGUCAACAUUUUGGGAAAUGCAGAAAAGGCCAAAUUAUAGUUUGUCUCUGUGUUCACUGAUGUUUGAAGCAGUCAGCGGUAAAGAUAUGUCGUGUCAUGUCUCCCACCUUACCUACAUGAGAAAAAAAAAUACUUCUCUAGAUGUUUAUUUAAUAGAACAAAGACCUUCAAUGGAAUCAUUUAAAUCAAACCACAUGCAUGUGCUUAAAUGGCCCAGUCAAAAUCCAGACAGCUUUUAGUUUUGUGGUGUUCAUAGAUGUUCUCCAUCUCUAAAUCUGCCAAAACCUCAGGGACAUUUUCCAAUUAAUCGACUCAGUGAUGCUCAAUACUUAUCCACAACAAACUUUUCAGAUUUUUGUUUGGAAAAAUUUCUCUUAAGCAUUUAGUGUCUUCAUUAUACUCCACAGUUUUUCUCCACUUUGUGUUGGAUGUCCGUCUCUAAUAUCUCCCUGAAAUACCCUGAUUUGUAAUUGUAGUGUGAAAAAGUUCAAGAGGUAUGAAUAUCUUUGCAAAGCACUUUAGUCUUGACUGAUUGCCUAUUUCUUGGAAAAUAUAAAGCAGCAAAGAGCUGCACUGUUCUGAAGAGUAAAAGCAACAGUUUACUGUCUCAAUUUUUCACCUCUCCAGUUGAUUUAUUUGCCUUUUUUUAAAUGGAUUUUCGUAGGUAAUAAUAAACUUUACCUGAGUGAAGUUGGUGCCACCCUCACCUUCUUCAAAUUAAACAAAAUUGGUAUUGAAUGUUUGUGCUGGUUUGCGCUGCUCUCAUUUUAAAAAUGCUAAUAAAUGCUCCCAGGGGUCAAUGAAGGUCAACCAGACAGUCCACAGUUACAAAAUCAAAUGAAAUCUGGUGUCAAUCAACAGUACUAAAGUUCUGUUUUGAGCAGAAACAUUUUUUUUGUUUCUUGACGUCCUCGGAAAUCAUCCUACCCUCCUCCCUACAUUAACAAAAUCAAACAAAACUGGUAUAAAUUAGUUGUGUUAUGUUUUUCUGGUUUGUGUUAGCAUCUUCUUAGCGCUGUUGUUUGACACCAAACCUGCUUGAUUUUGUAAAUGUGGUUGACAUCUGAUCGUCUCUGGAAACAUUUAUUAGAAUCUUUAAAAUGAUAGCAACACAAACUACCAUUUUUACUGCACAAACCUUUGGCACCAAUUUUGUUUGAUUUGAAGAAGGUGUGGGGGGGCAGCUUCACUCAGGUAUAAGCAUUUGGGUCUCCAAUGCCUAACAAGGCAGAUAAAAUGUAUUUAGAUGGAAGUCAUGAAGGCAUUCAGCCCCGGGAUUUGAAUCCUGCUUUCAGUUUCACAUUGAGACGAUUGAGAGUCCCGGAAAAGCAGAAAGCAAAGCAUGACAAACAACAGAUGCUCUCAGUAAAAAUAUACAUAGAAACGUCUGUACUGCUGUCUGUCUUUUCAAUCUGAAACUUUCUAGAUGACUAAUUCCAGUGUUUCCUAUGGUAUCCAUACACUUUCCUCUGGAUUUGUUAUCCUUGACCCCACUCGUUCAUGGUGUGGCCCUUCACAUCUGCACCUGGUUAUGUUCUGCUUGUGUACGCUGUCAGAAAGCAUGAGCGUCGGUUCUCUCUGGAGGUCACAGCUCCACACAUAGAUCAUGCUUCAGAUUUUUGUCAGGAAUAAAUUGUUCUGUUAGUCAUCUACCCGAGUGAAAAAAAAAAAAAAAAUACAUUUUUGGAGCAGACCCCUGUGUCACUGUCAUGCCUUUUGCAAUCUGUCAGUUCAGUUUUAUUGUCUUGUUUUUGUGCAUGUAUCGAGUUAUUAUCACUAUCCUUCAGCAUCUGCCACCUUGUUAAACGGCCAGAAAUCAAACACAGUGCUCAUUCAUGUAAAUAACUCUGUCACUGCAACAUAGGGUAUUAAUCUUGUAAGUCUCCUGUGUCUCUUUGUUUUAUAUUGAUGACUGUAACCAGUGCUAUCAUCUUGUGCAGCUGUAACAGGUUAAAAAAAAAUAAUUAAACGCUUUAU